UAUACUUUCAUCAACUUUACACACAUCUUAAUUAAACAAUAAAUAAUAAUAAAUAUUCAACAAGCAUAUAAUUCCAUAAAACCACAAUUAAUACAAUUAAAUAAAUAGAAAAUUUAAAAGUGCAUAACGGAAGUAGGAUAUUGUAUCUCUGGUGGACUAUUUCCAUACUUUUGAUCAGUGUCAAAACAAGUGGGUGACAGGCAUCGAAUUCAUUGCCUGGAAGAUGAUUAAAAAAGACUAAUUAAAGUGGUCAAAACUCUUCAGAAAUGAAUCUCAAGGAACCAUCACGUAAAAAACGCAGUCGCCAGCCGUAUCAACGUCCAUUUCCAAUUCCCCCCAGUAAAAAUGAGGAGUGGGUUAUGUACACAGCCCACUUGAGUGCCUCAGGAACUUGUAUUGCUCAUCCUGACGAGAUGGCUGCUGUCUACUGCAUGGGGUACUUCGGCAAGGGCUUGUUAUCCCGUGGGUUCCCGUCCUUUGGAAAACGUCAAUUUGGAGUUCCUCCGCAGGUCAGGGAGCGCCAGUGGAAGAGGAGGAAACGAUGGCUGGAUGAUGUUAAGAAAUUGGAAACAGCGCCUACUGGAACUUCAACUGAACCUUCUGAGAAGGUGGUUGCAGAUGAGGAGGAUGUGAAAUGCUCUUCUGUAAGUUCUAAACCUCUAAGAGAUGGUACAGCGCCAGGGGAUCUGGACAGGGAUGCAUCCAAGAGAGGCGAUAAAUUUGCAGAGGUCGUUGGACAUAAGGAAAAGGACUUGAAGAAUGAACCAAAAAUAGAAGAAGAUCAUUUUGACCCUGAAACUAGUGGUGCUUCGGCAACAAGUACUGAGGAGGUUCCAAAAAUACCAAAAACUGAUAAGAAAGAAGAAGGACAUUCGGAAAAUGAAGAAGCCUCAUCAGGAUUCGGGGUCAAAUGUGAAAAGAAAAACACUAAAUGUUUAGAAAAAUUCUCAGACUCAUCAGGUACCACGAAUUUAUCAAUAACUGCUGUAAAAACUGAAGAAAAAAUUUCAGUGCCCACACAUAAUGAAACUACAUCAGUAGAUGUGAAAAACUCCACAGAUUCCCAGAUAAACCGAAAAAGUAAAUCGAAAAGCUCGGAAACCCGCGAAACAAAUGGUUCAACAGAACAGUCAACAUCAGUUGAAAAUUCGUGCAAAACUGAACACAAAAAUUCGGGGAACCAUUCUUUAGAAACGAAAAUCAGUGAUCAAUCUCUUGGAGAGCCCAAAUAUCCUGAGGAUCCAUCAGAAUCCAAUUCAAAGUGUAAAGAAACUCGUGCAGAAGCUCUAAAUAGUGAAACCUCAAUCAUCAAAUCCUCCAAUACUGAUGGACAACCCCCUGCAGAAGCUUCUACAAAUCGAGAAAAAUUGGCACAGUCCUCAGAAACCACUCCUCAAACACUGGAGGACCAGAAAGAAAUAGACGAAGUGAUCUUGGAGUCCACUGAAGACGAGGAAGUACUGGAAAUAAUUGAUGCAAGCAAGUCAAUGGAGACCGAAUCUCAGGGAGACGACAUAUGCGUAGUGCAUGACGAUAUGGAGCCAGAUAAUUUUAUGGACUUCAUGACUCCCCCUCCGGAGAAACCUAAUGUAAAUCCCAAUGAGAUGCUGGUACUACCUGACAGUGACUCAGACGCAGAGAACUAUCUCAGAACCAUGGUCCCUAGGGUUGAGACCGAGGGCUUUCCAGUAGCGGAAACGCUGCAGUUGACCUUCGAGGAGACGUUCUUUCUCAUGUUUGGACUGGGCUGCCUCCAGGUUGUGAAUUACGAGGGGAAUUUUUUUAGCAUUGUCGAGGCUUGGAAGCAUUUCAAUCAACAGGAUGAGGACUUCUUUAGUAAAUAUGUUGUUUAUCAUUACUUCAGGAGCAAGGGAUGGGUUGUCAAACCUGGACUAAAGUGCUCUGGAGAUUUUGUGCUCUAUAAAAAGGGACCGCAUUUCUAUCAUGCUUCUUAUGUCGUUUAUAUUGAGGUCGUUGAUGCUGACAAUCUUCUCAGAGACGACAGCAAAAUGAAGAGAGAUUCAUCUUGGUUGAAUAUUCAUUCUCUGAAUAGAUUGGCGCAGAGCGUUGCAAAGGAAUUAUUAAUUGCUCAAGUACUAUGGCCUUCCACAAUCCCCAAGAACAGUGAUCCUGUCCCCCUUGAGGCACUGCCAGAGUUCACAGUACGUGAAUUAUUAAUGCGAAGAUGGAAUCCCAAUGAAACGUGUGAAAUAAUUCCUUCAGAUGACGAUGAAGACGAAGAUUCCGACGAUGACGAUUCAUCUUAAUUCCAGGAUUAAUACACCGUUUCAAAAAAUAUUUAUAAACAUUUCCAAAGUAAUUUUAUUGUAUUUUGUAUCUCUAAUUGCGAGAGAUAGAUCUGUACAUAAAUUAAAUAAAUUCUAACAUUUCAA
Messenger RNA from Diachasmimorpha longicaudata, 2393 nucleotides. It is a transcript of the gene Tsen2, whose product is annotated as tRNA-splicing endonuclease subunit Sen2. NCBI's taxonomy places the organism in Eukaryota, Metazoa, Arthropoda, Insecta, Hymenoptera, Braconidae. Gene Ontology annotation, cellular component: tRNA-intron endonuclease complex. Gene Ontology annotation, biological process: tRNA-type intron splice site recognition and cleavage; tRNA splicing, via endonucleolytic cleavage and ligation. The transcript has 4 exons. Bases 267 to 2267 code for a protein of 666 amino acids. The record is from RefSeq and is a predicted model, not a curated record. Gene Ontology annotation, molecular function: nucleic acid binding; tRNA-intron lyase activity.